Messenger RNA from Stegodyphus dumicola, 738 nucleotides. Its product is annotated as putative RNA-binding protein EIF1AD. The record is from RefSeq and is a predicted model, not a curated record. NCBI's taxonomy places the organism in Eukaryota, Metazoa, Arthropoda, Arachnida, Araneae, Eresidae. Gene Ontology annotation, cellular component: nucleus. Gene Ontology annotation, biological process: translational initiation. Gene Ontology annotation, molecular function: translation initiation factor activity; RNA binding.
UGAUCAUGUUUAAAUCGCUAGUAAAUACAAAUUUUAGCACCGUGAUCGUGAAUUAGCGUUGUGAGGUAUUUUGUUGCAUGCUGAUUAAUUGUUACUAAUUGUGUGAUUAUAUUUUAUAGAAUUUGUUUUAUAAAUUAAACACCAAACAAAUGUAAUUAAUUAUAUGGUAGCUGGAUUUCCAAGAAAUAAUUUCGCUGACAAAAUAGUUUGUGAUUGUUUCAGUAGUUUUAUUUGUGCAUUGAGAAGAAAUGUCUCGUACUACCAAGAAAAAAUAUGUUGUUGAAGAAGUUUUAAAUAAAUAUGAUCUUCCUGCUGACAAUCAGCGAAUUGUGAAAGUGUUGCGAAGUUGUGGGAAUAAUCUUCAUGAAAUUACUACACCAGAAGGAGAAACAUUUUUAGUUAGUAUGCCUACCAAAUUCAGAAAGCAUAUCUGGAUCAAAAGAGGGGAUUUUGUUGUUAUUGAUCCUAUUACUGAAGGUGUGAAAGUGAAAGGAGAAAUAGCUCAGAUUCUGCUUAAGGAUCAAAUAAAAUAUUUUAAAGACCAAGGUAUAUGGCCAGAGGCGUUUGCAGAAAAUAACUCAACAAAAAAUGAGAGGCGGCAUUCUACAAAUUCUGAUGAUGAAUUGUUUGUAAAUACUAACAGACCUUAUGUUGAGUUCAGCUCAUCAUCAGAAGAGGAAGAGGAUGAAGAGAAUUGAAAUAUGUAAAUAAUGAAAUAAAUUUAUUUCUUGUACAGUA